Messenger RNA from Carica papaya (papaya), 1541 nucleotides. RefSeq lists its product as uncharacterized. Gene Ontology annotation, cellular component: ubiquitin ligase complex. The record is from RefSeq and is a predicted model, not a curated record. Gene Ontology annotation, biological process: protein neddylation. Lineage: Eukaryota; Viridiplantae; Streptophyta; Magnoliopsida; Brassicales; Caricaceae. Gene Ontology annotation, molecular function: ubiquitin conjugating enzyme binding; ubiquitin-like protein binding; cullin family protein binding.
CCUGCCUCCCCCCCUGUCUCUCUCUCUCUCUCUCUCUCUCUCUGUCCUCCUCUUCGCUUCGUCGUUCUUGAAUUCUGAAAAUCGCUCCGUAUUUCUUAUUCAUUGCAAGAAAUCAGAACAAUAAAUCGUCUUGCUAAUCGUGUUCUUGAUUUUUUACGUGUUUGAAUUCAACAAAUAGUGAAAGGAAACGGAAAAACUGAAAGGUCUCUAGGGUUUUGCGUUUUGGAAUUUGGAUGAUUCCAGGACUCCGUCACCAAAUCGGGCGGCUGUGAUUAUUUUCGUCCAGGAGAUUUUUCUUUUUGGUACGAAAUGCCUCGCGCAUCAAAGAGAAAGACGGCCCCACCGAACUCAUCAUCCGUCCAAUCCGACGGUGGUCGUCCUGCAGCAGGUAAAGCUAAAACGAGGGGCAAGGACAAAAUAGAUAAACUCUUUGAUUCAUAUGCCAAUAGUUCAUUAGGCGUGAUUGACCCUGAAGGAAUUGAGAAGCUCUGUUCAGAUCUUGGAGUUGACCAUACUAAUAUUAGGAUACUGAUGUUUGCAUGGAAAGUAGGAGCUGCAAAGCAGGGCUAUUUUACCCUGGAUGAAUGGAGAACAGGUCUCAAAGCUUUACGGACUGAUACUAUUCCCAAAUUGAAGAAAGCACUUCCAGAGCUGGAGAAAGAGGUGAACACACCAGCAAAAUUUAUGGAUUUCUAUUCCUUUUCAUUUCGAUACUGCCUAACUGAAGAGAAGCAAAAGAGCGUAGACAUUGAAACCAUCUGCGAAUUGCUGAAUCUUGUACUAGGGUCCCAAUACCGUCAACAGGUUGACUCAUUGAUUGAGUAUUUAAAGAUCCAAAAUGACUACAAGGGGAUAAACUUGGAUCAGUGGACGAAUUUUUUUCGGUUUUUCAAUGAGAUCCAUUUUCCCAAUCUCCAAAACUAUGAUGCAGCGGAAGCUUGGCCCUUGAUCCUCGACAAUUUUGUUGAGUGGAUGAAAGAAAAGGAAGGCUAGUUCAGCAUCUUUUGAAUGUGCUGAUUCUGAUUAUCAGAGGUGGCCCUAGCUCUCCCCGCCUUAUUUCAGACAUUAUUAGAAGUGGGUGAUUCCAAAUGUCUUUAGUUGGGCUAUCUAUCUGCUUUCAGGAGAUUACAGCAAAAUGUGACCGUGAAACUCAUUACAUCCAUUAUACCAAAUACAUUUUCAGAGGCUUUUCUCAUGUCAGGAAGUUCAUGUCUCACUGAAUACAAUUCUUUUUCUUUUUUUUUUUUUUUUUCUUUACCGUCGUUGCAAUGUCCAUUUUUCUUCCCCGUGUGAAUGUUAUUAGAUUAAGUGGUAUCUCAAUGCGGAAUAGGGGUUAUUGGAGCACGACGAACAAUGCUUAUCCUUCUGGGCAAGCACUCGUCUGCACUUCUCUUGCAGUUCUUCAAUUCGGUGGGGAGAUCAUAAACUCAGCCCGAAUGUGGAGUGGUUUUCAGGUUUGAAUCGAUUAUUAUAUCAGGAGAAUCGAUAUUCUGUGGCUGAUAGGGAUUUGAAAAAUAAUGCAGUGAAAAUUCAAUGGAUCA